AGCAGAACGUGGCUCAAUUAAGCAGACGUUUAUUAUCAGCUCUAGUAUAAUGUUUAGGAAAAGUGCUUGAUUUUAAUUAUUAAUUAUGUCUUUUAUCGAAAAUGAAUUUUCGAUUCAUAAAAGCCAUCAGGUUAAUACGUCUAUCGACGCGGGCCAAUUUGCUGGCUCUACCGAACUUAUUUUAAUAACCGAUCAUCGUACUAAUAAGUGUCGAAAUCGUCAACAAAUUAUAGUUAACGAGAAAAGCGAAAAUUAUUGUCGUAAUUAUAUGCGUAAGAUUUUUCGGAAAAAAACGCUUUACAAACGUUUACCGAUAUUCCAAUGGCUCCCGAAAUACAGCCGCCGCGAUGCUAUUGGCGAUUUAAUAGCAGGCAUAACUGUUGGACUUACAGUAAUACCUCAAGGUUUAGCAUAUUCGAAUGUUGCUGGACUCCCUACACAGUUUGGUCUCUACGGUUCAUUUAUGGGUUGUUUCGUUUACGUUCUUCUCGGCACUUGCAAAGACAGUACCGUUGGUUCAACGGCAGUGGCUUCAUUAUUAACUUAUCAAGUGGCUAAGGGUAAAUGGGAGAGAGCGGUCUUAUUAACGUUUCUCACAGGAUUCAUAGAAAUAUUUAUGUCUAUUUUCCGUCUUGGUUUUUUGGUGGAUUUCGUUUCGGGGCCUGUAAGUGCUGGCUUUACCAGUGCUGUGGCUAUGAUAGUAUCUACGUCACAAAUUAAAAACAUAUUAGGAGUUCAAAGUGAAGGAUCGUCUUUUCUGCAGCGAUGGAUUAGCAUGUUGAAUGAUAUUAAGAAUAUACGCGUAAAUGAUGCGAUAUUGGGAAUAUGUUGCGUAGUCAUGUUGCUUGGCAUGAGGACAUUGGGGAAAUUGAAAAUUGGGCCCAAAGCACAAGAUGAACAAAAUUGGAAACAUAAAUGUGUUAACAAAAUUCUAUGGUUUAUGGGUGUAAUGCGUAAUGCGAUGUUGGUAAUAGUCUGCACUGCUGUCACAAUGUAUUUGGAGUCACAAGGAAAACACUAUUUCAAAUUAACCGGCAACGUACCUGAAGGUUUGCCUUCAAUAGCUUUGCCACCGUUUUCAAUAGCACCCCGUCCAGCUAAUGAAACUUACGGCGUCCCAGAAAUAAAAGGAGAAACUUUUUUCGAAAUGAUUGAAAAUUUAGGUUAUGGUCUGAUAAUAGUGCCAAUGAUAGCCAUGUUGGAAAAUAUUUCGGCGUGUAAAGCUUUUGCUAAGGGAAAACCGAUUGAUGCUACUCAAGAAUUGUUGGCCAUAGGGAUGGCUAAUGUAGCCAAUUCUCUUUUCCAGGGCUACCGCGCGAAUAGUGGUUUGGCUCGUUCUGCUGUAAAUAAUGCCAGCGGUGUAAGAACUCCUCUUGCCAAUCUUUAUAUAGGGCUAGUGGUUAUGUUAGCUUUAGUAUACUUAGCAAAAUAUUUUUAUUAUAUACCUUUAAGCGUAUUGGGCGCAAUCAUCAUUUCUGCGGUGAUCUUCCAAGUGCAAUAUCAUGUAAUUAAGCCUAUGUGGCGCAGCAAACGUUCCGAUUUGUUAUUAAGUUUCUUGGCUUUUAUGGCCUGUUUAGUUAUGCCUUUGGAAAUUGGAAUAUUAGUGGCUAUAGGUGUGAAUUUAUUAUUCAUUUUAUAUCAUGCAGCCAGACCGAAAAUAAUGCUGGAAACUAUGCAGAGUGUGGAUGAAUUGAAAUUUUUAAAAAUUACACCAGAUCGUUGCUUAAUUUUUCCCUCAGCUGAAUUUGUACGGAAUUUAAUUUUAAAAUCUGGUUGUCAAUCAUCUUUACCGGUAGUCAUCGAUUGCACUUACAUUUACGGCUCCGAUUAUACGGCCGCUAAAGUCAUUUCAUCGAUUGUCGAUGAUUUCAAAAGUCGCCAACACAAGAUAAUAUUCUUUAACUUGAAGCCAAGUAUAGCGCAAAUUUUCGAAGGCUUACAUGCCCAGCUAAUUUUGUGUUACAACGUUGACAGUCUGUCUUAUGAAUUAAAAAAUCACAAUGGUUACGAAGAUAACAGCGGCAACAACAAAAUAACUAAUACAAUAGCUGUUAUAAAAAAAGAUGAAAGAUUCCGUUAUCUAUAUCAACGCAGGAAAACAAUUACUAUAGAUGAGGACCGUAUCAAAUUUUGUAUAUCUUUUAGUAAAUACAAUCGAUGUUUUCCUAACGAAAUGUAA
This is a messenger RNA of Glossina fuscipes, 2179 nucleotides long. Its product is annotated as sodium-independent sulfate anion transporter. The transcript is spliced from 7 exons. Gene Ontology annotation, molecular function: sulfate transmembrane transporter activity. Bases 86 to 2179 code for a protein of 697 amino acids. Lineage: Eukaryota; Metazoa; Arthropoda; Insecta; Diptera; Glossinidae. Gene Ontology annotation, biological process: transmembrane transport. The record is from RefSeq and is a predicted model, not a curated record. Gene Ontology annotation, cellular component: membrane.